AACACAGAGACCAAGUUGACGCUAUGUCCCGCGCACAGCCUUCUUAAGCCCCUUCCCCCGAUUGUCUCUAGGUCAUUUUAACUCAACCGGCAAACCUCAACCGGUCCUGCGAGUGAAGGGGAAGGUACCUUAAAACAACUGAAGAUGGGUGAUCAAGCUAUUUCUUUCGCUAAGGACUUCUUGGCUGGUGGCAUUAGCGCUGCCAUAUCCAAAACAGCUGUUGCCCCCAUCGAAAGAGUGAAACUUCUGCUCCAGGUCCAACAUGCCAGCCAACAGAUCACGGCUGACCAGCAGUACAAGGGCAUCAUGGACUGCGCCAGGAGGAUCCCCAAGGAGCAGGGCUUCCUGGCCUUCUGGAGAGGUAACCUGGCCAACGUCAUCAGAUACUUCCCCACCCAGGCCCUCAACUUCGCCUUCAAGGACAAGUACAAGAACGUGUUCCUGGACGGCGUGGACAAGCACAAGCAGUUCUGGCGCUACUUUGCUGGUAACCUAGCGUCGGGCGGCGCCGCCGGAGCCACGUCGCUGUGUUUCGUCUACCCCCUCGACUUCGCCAGGACACGCCUUGCCGCUGACGUGGGCCGGGCCGGGGCCAGUCGAGAGUUCAAAGGCCUGGGAGACUGUCUGGUGAAGAUCUCCAAGUCUGACGGUAUCAGGGGUCUGUACCAGGGCUUCAGCGUCUCCGUCCAGGGUAUCAUCAUCUACAGGGCUGCCUACUUUGGUGUCUAUGACACGGCCAAGGGCAUGCUUCCCGAUCCCAAGAACACACCCAUCUACGUGAGCUGGGCCAUCGCCCAGUCAGUGACCGCCGUGGCCGGUUUCGUGUCCUACCCCUUCGAUACCGUCCGUAGACGCAUGAUGAUGCAGUCCGGCCGCAAAGGAGCUGACAUCAUGUACUCCGGCACCAUGAACUGCUGGACGAAGAUUGCACGUGAUGAGGGCGGCAAGGCCUUCUUCAAGGGGGCGUGGUCCAACGUUCUCCGAGGCAUGGGUGGCGCUUUCGUGCUGGUUCUGUACGACGAGCUGAAGAAAGUCCUAUAAGUCGUCGCCGUUCGUGUCCACGGUUUCUGUUGUGACGACUGUAACAUAUCUUGUACAUUUGAAAGAACUGAAAUACCACUGUAUUUAUAGGGACCAGCUAGUAUGUUCUUACUAGUUGUAGCGGGGAGUCUAUUAUGCACUACUUUGUUGGCCACGUUUGUUUGUUUCCGACCACCUGAAUGUUAAUCCUUCACCAAAGGAAUGUAAAAAUAAAGACAACCUUCUAAUUUAAA
Gadus morhua (Atlantic cod) is the source of this 1274-nucleotide messenger RNA. It is a transcript of the gene slc25a5, whose product is annotated as solute carrier family 25 member 5. The transcript has 4 exons. Lineage: Eukaryota; Metazoa; Chordata; Actinopteri; Gadiformes; Gadidae. The record is from RefSeq and is a predicted model, not a curated record. The coding region runs from base 145 to 1041 and encodes 298 amino acids. Gene Ontology annotation, biological process: negative regulation of mitochondrial outer membrane permeabilization involved in apoptotic signaling pathway; mitochondrial ADP transmembrane transport; mitochondrial ATP transmembrane transport. Gene Ontology annotation, molecular function: ATP:ADP antiporter activity. Gene Ontology annotation, cellular component: mitochondrial inner membrane.